Molecule: messenger RNA, 930 nt
Organism: Fusarium keratoplasticum
Lineage: Eukaryota; Fungi; Ascomycota; Sordariomycetes; Hypocreales; Nectriaceae
Exons: 2
Coding region: 1-930 (309 amino acids)
Cellular component (GO): fungal-type vacuole; plasma membrane
Source: RefSeq, a predicted model, not a curated record
AUGCCCAACUACAACUACUCCAUCCCUCCCGAGGACUACUUCGGCUCCGACUCGCCCUGCACACUCGAUAACUGCAAGGUCGAGUGGAGUCUCCUCGGUUACCGACCCGAUCUGGCUGCCAACAUUGCCUUUAUCGCUCUGUUCGGAGUUAUCGGUCUCGCCCAUGCCUACCUGGGCUUCCGAUGGAAGGCCUGGGGUUUCAUGGCCGGUAUGCUCAUGGGCUGCUUGUCUGAGGUUAUUGGCUAUGUCGGUCGUGUCAUGAUGUACAACAACCCAUUCUCUUUCAACGCCUUCAUGAUUCAGAUUGUCUGCCUCACCAUCGCACCCGUAUUCUACACCGCGUCCAUCUAUGUCACCCUCUCCAAGACGAUCGUUUUCUUCGCCCCUGAGCUCUCUCGCUUCAAGCCCCAGCUCUUCUACUGGAUCUUCAUCCCCUUCGAUAUCGUCUGCCUCGUCCUCCAGGCCGCCGGUGGUGCCAUGUCCACCUCGUCCGACAACGACGUGGGUGUCGACAUCUCCAUGGCUGGUCUGAUCUUGCAGGUCAUCAUCCUUUUCCUCUUCAUCGUCGCUUUCAGUGACUACAUGGUCCGCUACUGGCGCUCUGGUCGCGCCGCCAACUUUGGCUGGCGCCUCAAGGCCUUCUUUGCCGGUCUCUCCGCCUCCAUCAUCCUCAUCCUCACCCGAUGCAUCUACCGUGUCGCCGAGCUGAAGGAUGGUUAUGAUGGUGAUCUUAUCAAGCACGAGAUCCCCUUCAUCAUCCUUGAGGGUGUCAUGAUUGUUCUUGCUGCCAUCGCUCUCUGCUUCGGCCACCCUGGUCUCGUCUUCAACAAGCCCGAAUACACCAACGCCGUUUCCGAGAGCGAGAAGGGUGCCACAGUCUCCAGCCUCCGCGGCAGCUCCGAUGGCACUGUGAACAACCAAAACCUUUGA